Penaeus monodon (black tiger shrimp) is the source of this 944-nucleotide messenger RNA. Its product is annotated as probable glutamate receptor. Gene Ontology annotation, molecular function: glutamate-gated receptor activity. The coding region runs from base 1 to 906 and encodes 301 amino acids. The record is from RefSeq and is a predicted model, not a curated record. NCBI's taxonomy places the organism in Eukaryota, Metazoa, Arthropoda, Malacostraca, Decapoda, Penaeidae. Gene Ontology annotation, cellular component: membrane. The transcript is spliced from 5 exons.
AUGAAGGAGUGCCUUUGUUUGCGUAAUGCCAGCCCGGUGACGGAGCUGAGAGAGGUGAGCGGCCAAAGCGACGAAUUUCACCUGCAGGAGAUCUGGUCACCCGGCGCAGGUGUGGACCUCAAGAAGGCGCACCUGGCGACCUGGCACAUGGGUGACGAGCAGAUAGCGCGCCCCGCCCACUCCUCUACGCCGCCCACGGACCCCGUACCCUACGCCCCUCCGACCGAGGGUUCAUCCCGGGGCCGGGCGCAGAGCCUGGUGUUCGCCAGCACGCCCAAGUACGACCGGCGGCACGACCUGAGCGGCGUGCACUUCAGGAUCACCUCGAUUAACGACACGCGGGCCCACAAUUCCAAGUACGACCUCCAGCAGCGGCGGGACCUUCUCUCUGGUUUCUUCGGGGACGUGUGGGAGGUUCUGAGGAAGGAAAUGAACUUCACCUACUCCGUCCGAACUCCCGCCGACGGAGAAUUCGGAGCGGAGUCGAACGGCACUUGGACAGGACUCAUAGGCGACUUGCACAACGGAAAGGCGGACGUCAUUGUGGCUUAUCUCUCGAGGACUUACUCUCGCACUCAGGCUGUCGACUACUCCUCGGUCCUCGUCAAAUUUAGCUAUCGCAUCUUCGCCCGCCCUCCGGAGAGAGCUUCCGUGUCCUGGACCUCUUACACUCGGCCUUUCUCGGUGGGGCUGUGGGUGUGUCUGCUCCUGGCGCUGGUGCUGCUGGGGAUCCUGUUCUGGGCGAUAGCAACGUGGUACUGCCGGCGGGAGGAGAGAUCGAAGACGCCCUCGAAUCAACUGCAGCGUUUUCGAGACUGGAAGUCGGACUCAUCCAUGGUGAUGUGGGCCGCUAUCACCCAGCAGGGUAUGGGAGGCCGAGAUAAAGUUUUGUUUUUUUAUAUAUAGUUCUGUUUUAUUUGGCAUUUCAUUUGUUUAAGUGUAUC